Serendipita indica DSM 11827 is the source of this 2559-nucleotide messenger RNA. The record is from the annotation of a GenBank genome assembly. Lineage: Eukaryota; Fungi; Basidiomycota; Agaricomycetes; Sebacinales; Serendipitaceae.
AUGGAUCUCUCGACACUCUUAUCAGAGUCACAGGCCUUGACGGCUCAUCUGGCGCCAAACGACAUUCCUUCUAUCCACUUGGGUCUUGAGCAAAUCGAGGCGCAGUCCCGUCGGCUGGUAACACGUCAAGCUGCGGCUCCAGCAGACACAGGAAAGGCGAGCUACCUUUUGGCACAGGCCCAGGUCGACACCGGCACAUUGGCAAAUAACAUCGCUGCUCUGAAUACUGCAACGACAUUUGCACCACUUCAGCCUUUGCACGAUACGGAUGUCGCUGGCUAUCUUCGACACGCCCAUGAACAAAGUAUCAUUUCGACGAUUGAGGAAGGAAGACGAGAUACGUUGCUAGAAUUCAAGCGAGUCUUGGACGAGCGUGUCAAACGUGAUUGGGAGGCGCGAAAGAAAAGAAUUUUUGAAGAACUCGGAGAGCGAAGUACUCUGCUGGCUCCUGAAGGCCGAAAACGAACAGCAGCGGCGGGCACCGCUCGUCCUGGGGAGGCUUCGACAGACAAGCAACAAGCCCGGAUGAUGGAGUAUGACGGUACAAUUGCUGCCUUGAAUGCUUCAAGACUUGCUGGAGUUGCAUACCCGCUCUUGACGAACUUGCAAGAGCAAACCGACGCGGCCUCCAUGACACACCAAACGUACCAAUUCCUGGCGUCCAUCGUGGACGAGACACCUGUUUCUACUGCUCCUGAACAUCUCGGUUCCUUUGCUCCAACCGCCGGUAAUGCCGAGCGUAAAUUCGCUAGAGCAUACUUGGGGGAUCCCGAAAGGCGAGAGGCUCUUCAACUCAGGCGACAGAUCACCGUUGGUGCCCAACGAUCUUUGGAAGCACAAUAUUGGGAUGUCGUUCAGCGCACUAUUGCUGCUCGUCCUCAGCAAGCAGCACUUGGUGGAGAUCCAAGUAUUGCUGCGCAUAUCAAGGCGUACUUAAACGUGAAAUUCUAUCAACAGGGUAGCUGGGAGCCUCGUUUGGAGUUAAUUGCUGGCCAACCCUUAUGGGCCAAACUUUUCUAUCUAAUACGCACAGGGCAUCCGGAGCAAUGUCUACAAGAAGCUAUGUUGCACGAGAAUGCCAUUUCAAUGAAGGAGCGACACUUUGUGACGUAUCUCAAAUCCUGGCUAUCCGCACCCAACCGAGCAUUGUCACGUAGCGAAAGAAAUCCCCUUCAGGCGACGUAUAAUUCACACAUCCUGCAUUCUCCGGAUACGGAUCCGUUCAAGUUGGCGCUAUUCAAAAUCAUUGGAAAACUUGAUCCCGCCCGUCGCUCUGUCCCACUCGUCACGGCGACGACAGAAGACUGGCUAUGGUUCCAACUCGCAAUGCUCGAUGAAGACGAAAACGGGGGUCUUCGCGCGCUUAGCGAAGUCCUGACAGGGUAUGGCGAAAGACAUUUCGAAGGAACGACAAAAGGCAAAAAAGGAAUGUGGGCCCGAGUGCUCUUGAUCUGCGGUCAAUUUGAGAGGGCUGUUGCAGCCUUGUACGAAAACCCAGAGUUGCAAGUGGAUGCUGUGCAUUUCGCUGUGGCACUGGCAUACUAUGGCUUGCUUCGUGUUCCAUCUCGUGCAGAAUCGUCAGACGUCGAAAUCCUGAGCACAAACUCGGCCGGUUUGCCAACCCUCAAUUUUGCUCUGUUGAUCUCGCGCUACAUACGUCAAUUCAUUCGGAGCGAGCCACAAGUAGCGUUACAGUAUGUCUACUGUAUCUGCUUAUCCGCAGACCAAGGCGAGGUCGGCAAAGAGCAGGUUGAGAUUGCCUGGGAGCUCACGCGACGUGUUAUUCUCAUGGCGGAGGCUGGAGGCGAGUGGGUAGAUCUCGUCGGAGGCUACAGGCCAGACGGCACGCGAUUUACCGGUAUCAUUGAACGAGAUCUCAAGCUGCUCAAGCUUGAUUCAAACCCCAACGACUUUGCGGAACACAUCCUCAAACGGGCCGCUCGACAAUCUGAGCGAGAAAAGCGCAUCAAUGAGGCCAUUCGACUGUAUCAUCUCGCGGGAGAACACGAGACGGUGGUCGAGUGCCUGGCAAGAGCCCUUGGAGACCAAAUAUCAGAGCCCACUGGUGGAGUUCCGGGGGGCAGCGACGAAGGCGAGGAGCUGGCUAAUACGGCAAAAGAGGUCCUGAGCCAUUACGAGCGAACGAACCGUGCGAGCGGCAAAGCCCGAGAGGCAGUCGUCAAAUUGGUCAGGAUCCGCGAUGCAAGGGUAGCCAAGGAGCAAGGUCUCCCAGAACGAGCGCUAGAGAUCAUGGAGUCUACGGGAAUUUUCCCAACUGAGAAUGAUAAUACCACUAUCAAUAAGAAGGCGCAACAACUUCGUGAUUACGACGAGGUCAUUGUGCGCAACCUCCAAUUCUUCCUCCCGCUCCAGAUGGAUAUUCUCGUCGAGUUGCGGAAUCGGAGACGCCUCACAAUGGACGCUACGGCACAGCACGCCGUCAAAAUCCUCGUGGACAAGGCGUUGGCACUCCAAAAGUUUGCAACGAACAUCAAGUAUUCUAUGUCGCCUGAUGUCCACACGUACCUGAGCCGCUCAGUGGUCGACCUGAUGAACUAA